Clupea harengus (Atlantic herring) is the source of this 972-nucleotide messenger RNA. Its product is annotated as cofilin-1-like. The record is from RefSeq and is a predicted model, not a curated record. The transcript has 3 exons. Gene Ontology annotation, biological process: actin filament depolymerization. Lineage: Eukaryota; Metazoa; Chordata; Actinopteri; Clupeiformes; Clupeidae. Gene Ontology annotation, cellular component: actin cytoskeleton. The coding region runs from base 430 to 972 and encodes 180 amino acids. Gene Ontology annotation, molecular function: actin binding.
CGUUACAUACAAUUCACGCAAUGUUCCUCGAUUCAAAGAAUAAUGAAGUUUAAUGACAGUUAAAUAAUUAGCUAAUUAGCCUUUAGUUAAAGCUGAUUCAAAAUGACACCAUCUAUGCAUGGUUGUCAAGGUUUAACCCUCAUUCAAGAUUAUUUUGGAGAAUUCUACAUUAAUACCUUCACAUUUCAUUACACUAAUAUAAAAAAAAAAACUACAACUCUCAAAUUAAAUGAUUAUUAACGCAUGAAUGGUAAGCUAAUUGGAGGAUGAAUGGAUCUCUACAGGAGCCAAUGGGCUUCAUGGAUCUGUAGUAGGCGGGAGUUCAUCGUCAUAGGAGAUAGCCUAUAAAGAGGGGAGGGCCUGCGCAAAAAGCUGCACUCAUCUUUCCAGUGGCUCAAGCUGUCCUCUUUGAGAACGUAUACAGUCAAUAUGGACUCUGGAGUAAAGAUUGAUUAUGGUGUGGUAAGGGCGUACGAGGAGAUCAAGGAGCAUCACGCAGGUGAGGUGGCGAGUGAUCGGCUCAAGCUGGUCAUGUUACGCCUCAGUGACGACUACAGGAGCAUCAUCGUGGACGACGAGUCUACCCUCAGGAUGAAAGACGUGUCUAACGAGGACGACGUCUUCAAGAAGCUUGUUAGCAUGUUCCCCCCGGACCACUGUCGAUAUGCAUUGUAUGACUGUCGCUACAGAACCAAGGAGACUGACGAGGAGGACCUGGUCUUCAUCACGUGGUGCCCUGAAGAUGGUGUCCCACUGAAGGAGAAGAUGCUGAUCUCCACCACAGUGAUUACCCUGAAGAGGAAGCUGAAAGGUGGGUCCUUUUCUCUCUCGAUUCAAAAUGGUCAAAUUAAAUGUGGUGUUCACUUGACAAAUGGAUGUUUCAAAUCGUUUCCCCCACGUUUUAAAUAUCUAAUUUCUCAAACGUUAAAAGUAUUGUCUAUAAAAGUAUUUUUAUUCCAAAAAAUUGUUUAA